GGGUUUAAUGAAGUCAUUGGUUUGCCGCACACAACGGCUUCUAUUUGGUACAGGUGGAACACUGGGAAGCGUCCAAAAGGUAAAAGAAAGCACAAUUAAUUACACCAACUGGGCUUUUCUGAAAGAAACUUUGACUCUUCUAAAAGAUAUUCAUCAUCCCUUAGUUAUCGAAUAUUUGUUUCGCUUAAAUAAAAAGCGGCAAAUAGUUGAAAAUAGGAAAGAAACGGCCCUGUAUGCUGGUGUCGAUGAUUUGAAGCUGAAAAAUAAAAGCGACAGUAAUUCAUUUGACUUUGUUAAAUGGAAUGCCUGCUAUCAUGAUGAAUUUGAUACAGCGGAAAGAAUAUCCAACAUUCUUCAGGAACUCGAUGAUAAUAGCAAUCUCUACACUCAAACGAAAUCAAAGAAAUCACUAAGCGCUUCGGAUACGGAAUUUCUUCAAAUGAUCGAGGAAGAAAUUAAAGUAUUGAUAAUUCGAAUUAAAGAAUUAAAUGACCAGGUAAGUACUAUCAUGAAGAAGCGACUGGAAUGUGAUGAUCUAGUCGCUUUAUCCAGUAAGAAGUGGAUUGUAUGCGUCGCGGGAAAAGCCGGUGGUGAAGAGGCAGAUCUUUUCGCAAGGGAACUUUUUGACAUGUUCAAAUCGUAUGCUAAAGAAUUUCGUGCUCUUCAAGCUUCCGAAGUCCAGGAUUCGAGUGAUGACUUUAUAGAAUUUCUUAAAUCCUCAGGGGGUCAUCAAUUUUGUGUUACGGGCGAUGACGUUUAUCGUAAUUUUCGUCAUGAGAUUGGGGUGCACAAGGUCCAACGUGUUCCUUUGACGGAUGCUAUGGGGAAGAUGCAGACCUCAACCGCGGUUGUAACUAUGAUGCCUAUUCUGGAUCCGGUAUCGGUUGACAUACGUGAGGAAGAUUGCACGAUACAUUAUGUUCGUGGCUCCGGCCCAGGAGGUCAAGGUAUGCAGAGUAGCUCUAACUGUGUUGUGCUGACUCAUAUUCCAUCAGGAUAUACCGUGAAGUGCCAUCAAUCUAGGUCUGCUCUUGGAAAUAAGGAACUCGCAUUACAGAUGGCGGCACAGCACAUUUUGUCUCAAAAGAUUAAGAGUCAGAAUUCUUCGUUGUAUGAUACAUGGAAGAAUCAGUGGAGUAGUGGCGAGCGAUCCGAAAAAAUGCGGACAUACAAUUACCUUCACAAUCGUGUAACUGAUCAUCGCCUCGGAAAGGACUAUCCCUUGUCUUUUUUCAUGGAUAGAGGAUGUGGUCUUGCAACCCUUCAUGACGAACUGAAUGAGAUCAGUGAUUCUGAGCAACUCAAAGUUACUUUGUUGAAGCACAUCAGAACUGACUUUGAAGGCAUUGUCUAA
Messenger RNA from Phytomonas sp. Hart1, 1354 nucleotides. The record is from the annotation of a GenBank genome assembly. NCBI's taxonomy places the organism in Eukaryota, Euglenozoa, Kinetoplastea, Trypanosomatida, Trypanosomatidae.